This is a messenger RNA of Aegilops tauschii subsp. strangulata, 672 nucleotides long. The record is from RefSeq and is a predicted model, not a curated record. NCBI's taxonomy places the organism in Eukaryota, Viridiplantae, Streptophyta, Magnoliopsida, Poales, Poaceae.
AUGCUACUCGACUGCCGCCAUGGCCUUGUACUACUCUCCGACUGGACGCGGCGCCAGUUCGUCGUGUGGGACCCCGUCACCGGCGACCAGCACCGCGUCACCGUUCCCGCGGGGUUCGAUCCGAAGAGGACCGAGAUCAGCGGGGCGGUGCUUCGUGCCGCGGGAGACGUCCAACACUUCCAGGUGGUCUGUGUGGCAACACGCUGCGACGACAUACAACAUGGAGAAGCAGCGGUCGCCUGCGUUUAUUUGUCGGAGACCGGCGAAUGGGGUAACCUCGUAUCGACCCCAGUUCCUUCCGGGUCCAGCAUCGAGUUAUAUCGGAUGUUAUCUUUCAGAACAAUUUCUAGGGAGCCCGCAGUGCUGACGCAGAGCCUGGCUGUUACAAGGGUUCCCCAUGUGCCUAUAGAUCACUUCAAGGUUAUAAGGGCAGAUAGUGGCGGGCUGUGUUUCCUGUACAUGUCAGAGUCAGACUUCACAGUGCAAUUAUGGAAGCCGGAGACCAAUUGCAAUAUUCUUGGUUCAUCUAGGCUGGGAAGAACUAUUGAACUGGGCAAAUUGCUUCCCGUGGAGCAAGGGAAGGACAACAUAUUUAUAGUAGGGUUUGCUGAGGAAAAUAAUAUGGUGUUCCUGAGGACAUUGAAAGGCCUCUAUGCGGUCCAUCUUCAGUGA